Molecule: messenger RNA, 1564 nt
Organism: Paramecium sonneborni
Lineage: Eukaryota; Ciliophora; Oligohymenophorea; Peniculida; Parameciidae
Source: the annotation of a GenBank genome assembly
AUGGAAAACUAUAAAUAGUAUCUCUUUGAUGAAAAGAUUCAAGAACCACCACAACCUCGUAACACUUAUUCUUUCUAAGUUUAAGAAAAUUAAGAAGAAUAAUAAAAAAUUGUUGAAUCUAAUUUUGAUGAUGAAUAUAAAAAAGACUUUCUUCAAAAUCAAAUUAAUAACAUCAGAGAAAAAUUAAUCAUGAUGGGAUUUCCUAGUCUAGGUGAUUUGUAUAGCAAUUCUAAUUCAGAAAUAGAUCUUACUGUCAAAGUGUAUGAAAAUUAUUAUUAACUUUAAUUUAGAUUAGUUGAAGUAAUUAAAUAAAGAAGAGAAGACAUGGAUUUUAAAAACACUUAUCUUGAAAAAAUUAAUAAAAUAGAGGCUGAAAAAUUACAAUUAUCUUUAAAUUUUGAAAAAAUAUCAACAAGUAAAAAAAUUCUUGAAUAAGAAAAUACUACUUUAUUAGCUAAAAUUAAGAGUACUGAAAAAGUUUAGAAAGAAUAAAUGUAUUCUUAUUAUAAUCUAAAUUAGUAAUAAAUUAAUGUUAGAGAGAGAAGAUCUAUAAAAAUAGUUAUCUAAAUUAUAAAGUAGAUCAAGUUAAUUUGAACAUGAAUUAAAGUAAAGAGAUUUAGAUAUUUAAAAACUUAAAGAACAUUUAAAAAAACAAUAGAAUUCAAAAUCUUAUAAAAAUUGUUUAGAAGUGACAUAACCUAUUGAAUAAGAAGGUCCUAGUGUUUUUGCAUCUAAUGGAGAAUAUGAAUUUAGUCAAUUAGUUAUGAAAAAAUGGGAAGAAGUCAACAAUAAACUUCUAAAAGAAAAUGAGUAACUAAGAGAAAAUUUAGUUAAGAUACAUAAUGAAUUAGGAGAAAUUCUAUAAAUUAGAAGAAACGUUUACAUUAAAAGAAAAAAAAUAGAUUUUGGAAAUGAAAGUAUUCCAUAAGAAUUAGAAAAUCCUUAAUAAAAUAUGCAUUAAUUUAAAAGUGAUUUAUAUAAGGCUCCUUUAGAAACUAAUGGCAAAUAAGCUAUUUAAAUGUUAUAAGAGAAUCUUUAAACAUUUAAAGAAGUUAUGAAAAAGUUUGAUUAAUAAUAUGAACUAUAAUUGAAUGAAGAUGAAAUUGAAAUAGAAGCUGAUGGUGGCAAAAUUAAAGCUUGUAAAAAUUUGACAGAAUUAUUCAAGAAUUAUAACUAUAUUUUUGAAGCUUAGGAUAAAAUGAUAAGUUAAAUUAUUAAUAAAAGCUAAAAUUUAAAAAAAAUAGACGAAUUAAACUUUAAUUUAAAUAGAUUUAAUAAGGUUUUAGAUGAUAAACAGAUUGAAGAAGUUAAAAAAUAUUUAUAAGAUUAAAAGAAAAAUCUUGAUGAAUCAAAAAAUGAAAUUGAUUUAAUAAAAAAAUAAUUUUAACAACAAUUGAAAAAAAGAGAAGAAGAAAAAUAAAUCAUAUAAGUAUUUAAUUAUUUAAAUUAAUAGAUGAAAAGAAAGAUGUUAGAAGAAACGAAUGAUAAAUUUAAAGAAAAUAUCAGAAUGUUAGAAAAUGCUAGUAGAUAAGCAUUACAAUAACUUAAUCAAGAAAAUUAUUGA